AUGGAAGUACUUCAAUCGGAGUUUAUAAAUACUUCUCUAAACUUUGUGACUCCAUUGUUCAAGUGAUAAAGGGUUCAGAGAUCAUCAAAAGUCAGGGUUUGAAUUAAUAAUAUUGAUUGCCGCUAUAUUAUUAGUUAGAACGACGUACAGUUUAUGGUGUAGAAAUAAGACAUCUACGUCAAAAAUGAGUUUACUUAAUUUUUUUAUAUUAAUAAUGUGUCUAUUUAUAGCUAGUGGCGAUUGUUUUACAAAUGUGUAUCCUAAAAUAAAACAAGAAAAUUAUAAUGGCGAUCCUGGUCAGCCAUUAAUACUAACACCGUUAAUUGAACAAAAUAAAAUUGAAGAAGCUCAAAAUGCCUCGCAAGUUCAUUUCAAUGGAUUCAAGAAUGUUACAAGCUAUGCGGGGUAUUUUACUGUGAAUAAACAAUUUAAUUCGAAUAUGUUUUUUUGGUUUUUUCCAUCUCUGAAUAAUUACAAACAAGACCCAGUGAUUUUAUGGCUUCAAGGAGGUCCUGGUGCAACAUCUCUUAUAGGAUUAUUCGCAGAAAACGGACCUUUUAAACCCAAAAGCAAACACGGUUUAAAACUUCGUAGACAUGCGUGGACCAACACUCAUUCUGUUAUAUACAUUGAUAAUCCUGUGGGAACAGGUUACAGUUUUACUAAUGGUGGAUAUGCAAAAAAUGAAACUGCAGUGGGAAAUGAUUUAUAUGAAGCUCUUGUACAAUUUUUCCAAUUAUUUCCUAAACUUCAAAACAAUAAGUUUUUUAUUGCUGGUGAAUCGUAUGCUGGAAAAUAUGUUCCUGCCAUAGGAUACACGAUUCAUAAAAAUAAUCCUACAGCAAAAGUCAAGAUUAACUUAAGUGGGUUGAGUAUCGGGAAUGGAUUCUGCGAUCCCGAAAAUCAGGUUUAUUACGACGAUUAUUUAUAUCAGUUGGGAUUAAUCGAUUUGAAUAGUAAAAUUCAAUUGAGAAAAAUAGAAGAACAAGGACUCAAUUACAUAAAAAAUAAGCAAUGGUAUUUAGCUUUUAAGACAUUUGAUGAUCUCAUAGACGGGGAUAUUAGUGGACAUUCUUCUUUAUUCAAAAACAUAACAGGUUUCGAUAAUUAUUAUAACUAUCUUAAUGCAAAUAAUACAGACGACAAAUUCAUCUACAUGGGAAAAUAUAUACAACAAGCUGAUAUUAGGAGAGCUAUCCAUGUAGGGAACACUACUUUCAAUGAUAUUAAUCAAAUGGUGGAAAUAAAUCUAAUUGAAGAUGCGUUUCAAUCGGUAACACCAUGGAUAAGUGAAUUAUUAAAUCAUUAUCGAAUUCUUUUUUACAACGGGCAACUGGACAUUAUAGUGGCUUAUCCGCUGACAAUAAAUUUCUUGCAGAAUUUAAAAUUCAGUGCGGCAGAAGAAUAUAAAACCGCAAAAAGGCGCCUAUGGUUUGUUGAUGGUGUACUCGCCGGAUAUGAAAAACAUGCAGGAAAUUUAACGGAAGUUUUAGUUAGAAACGCUGGCCACAUGGUACCAGCGGAUCAAGCCAAAUGGGCAUUGGAUUUAAUCACAAGAUUUACUCAUCAUAAAGUGUAAAAAAAAAAAACAAAUUUAUGUUAGAUACGAUAAUAAAUUGAUUGACAUUUAUAAAAUUAUAUAAAAAAUA
Agrilus planipennis (emerald ash borer) is the source of this 1649-nucleotide messenger RNA. RefSeq names its product venom serine carboxypeptidase-like. The record is from RefSeq and is a predicted model, not a curated record. Gene Ontology annotation, molecular function: serine-type carboxypeptidase activity. The transcript has a single exon. NCBI's taxonomy places the organism in Eukaryota, Metazoa, Arthropoda, Insecta, Coleoptera, Buprestidae. Gene Ontology annotation, biological process: proteolysis. The coding region runs from base 185 to 1579 and encodes 464 amino acids.